AGAAUUUGCGUGCGGCUAGGACCGAGUCUGAGCCGAAUCGCGGGCUUGGCGCUCUGCCUCAAUGAUCUAGGAUGAAACUCAUUGACAGAAUAAUGCUACACCUAGUUCCACGACUUGCUUCUCAGUUACAUUCUGAUGAGGUGUUUCCAUUCUUCAGAUGUCAGAUGGUCGAUUGGCAAGGUCUUGAUUCCUACUUCUGCGCUUCUCAUCCUGAAAAUUGCCCGUCAGCCCCUCAUUUUCAAUGAGCUCGCAUCAUGGCUGGCAUGGCACGACAUGCAUCUCGGGUGAAAUUGAAAAUUCGGACGCAUUUUCGUGUCUCAAUGCUUCAUAGGCUGCGAAGGCGACGAAAACUACUCCUCCCUCAUCCGUAGCCACGCAUGAGGUACAUUCGUCACGUCACUUGGUACGUAGGCUUCGGAGAGUCAAGAAAUGUGCUCAAAGUCUAUAUAAGCCACACUCCUUCAACCAAGUGGUAACCAGAAACGCAGAACAUCAAGUUCACGGUCAUCUUCACUGAACAAUCGGUUCAAUAUCAUCCUUUUACUCCUACUUUCCUUCUUCAAACACAAUAUCAACGUAUUUCCAACAUGGCAAAUGCUUCAGUGAUCGCCAAUCACACCGCAAUCGCCUCUAUUGGCGAUGGUAACGGUGUUCUAAGGGUGUACUCCAUUGACAUAUAUGGCGGUAUCCGUGAAACUGGGUAUAAUGGCUCAGGGUUUACUUGGUGGGGAGGUGACAAGGCUAUCGCGACUGCGAAGAUUGGAUCACCUCUUGCUGUGGCCUCAUCUCCAGGGCUGAAGAAUAUUCGUCUCUACUACAUCAGCAAAGAUUUCAAGCUGUCUGAACUCUGCUAUGAUGCAGACUCGAGCAGCAAGGGGUGGUUUGCAGGAGAGCUCAGCAGCAAGGGCUACCAGGUCGCUCCUUACUCGCAGAUCGCUGCCACGUAUCUGGCCAGUACCCAGCUAAGGAUCCGAGUUUAUGUUCAGGCUCCCGACAACACUGUCCAGGAGUAUAGCAAUGAUGGCUCGUGGUACAAAGAUCAGAGCCUUGGGGCAGCGGUUGCAGGAAGCAGCAUUUCAGUCAUUGCCUACAAGGGACUUGCAACCAGUAUCCGUCUCUAUUAUCAGGCUCCGAACCUUGACCUGAUUGAAAAAGCCCACGAUGAGGGCAGUACCUGGAAGACUGGCGAGUUCUCCGUCAAGUCAGCCAGCCCUCGUGCUGCCAUCUCCGCAACCGUGUGGACCGUUCCCGGCAGUACUGGGACGAGCAUUCGUAUCUAUUACACAGGGCCCAAUAACACAAUCCUCGAGAAAGCAAACGAUGGUUCCUGGUAUGACGGAAUGUUCAAGCAAGCCUCGAUUCCUGGCUCGCAGAUUGGAUGUCUAUCUUGGUACGCCAACAGCACCAGGGCGCCUGAGAUUCGCGUCUAUUUCCAAGCUGGAACGCAGGUGACUGCAAUCACCGAGUGGAAAUGGCAGGGAGGACUUCGUGCAUGGAACAUCGGUCAUCCAGCUCUGCCACCUGCUACCCAGUAAGUCGUGGAUGGAUAUACUGGGCCGCUGAGCCGACAUCAAAUGAUUGGAAUCGAGUGGAGGACUUUGCGGGAAAGCCGAGUUAUUGUUUUCAUUGUUUCUAUCACACUCCUUUGCCUCUCAAUAGCAACGAAUGAAAAGCCAUGGCGAUGGCGAAACUCUUUUUUCUCGUGCUGUGCAUUCUUACACACCUCACGCUCUUCACAAUUAUCCACUUCGUGGCUCGGUCGCCUCCGAAUGUCACACAAAGUGGCGCCUCCCCAAGAGCUGAGUAACGCUCAUGAAACUGAUCCCUCGUCCGAUACCACCGUAGCAUUACACAACGUCCAAAUAGCGUCCUGCAUGUCAGACAACUGUUUACAUCCCCGCCUUCAGCUGCGGACAAACUCCCUGAAAGAGUGAAAACACCACCACCUGGCGGAGUCCUCAUCGAUUUCAUUGUCUUGGCAAACAUGUUGGUGACUGGACUUGGG
This is a messenger RNA of Cadophora gregata, 2005 nucleotides long. RefSeq lists its product as uncharacterized. NCBI's taxonomy places the organism in Eukaryota, Fungi, Ascomycota, Leotiomycetes, Helotiales, Ploettnerulaceae. The transcript has 8 exons. The record is from RefSeq and is a predicted model, not a curated record. The coding region runs from base 588 to 1535 and encodes 315 amino acids.